Messenger RNA from Laetiporus sulphureus 93-53, 2010 nucleotides. RefSeq lists its product as uncharacterized. The transcript has 7 exons. The record is from RefSeq and is a predicted model, not a curated record. Gene Ontology annotation, cellular component: peroxisomal membrane. Gene Ontology annotation, molecular function: protein-macromolecule adaptor activity. Gene Ontology annotation, biological process: protein import into peroxisome membrane. NCBI's taxonomy places the organism in Eukaryota, Fungi, Basidiomycota, Agaricomycetes, Polyporales, Laetiporaceae. Bases 19 to 1629 code for a protein of 536 amino acids.
GUCCCUCUUGCUUUCACCAUGCUGCAUUCUGUCGCCAACUACUUCCAUGUCCGUCGUAGAGGUAUAAAUCGUGCUGCAGGAUACAUUGGGGGCGCAUAUUUGCUGGGACAAUACGUCCUCGGACGGCUCGAGGAUGUCCGCGACAGGUUGAUGCAGGACAGGAUGGCGAGGGAGAACCUCCGAAGGAGGUUUGAGCAGAAUCAGCAAGACGUCGACUUCACCAUUAUGGCGCUGCUUCCGACGCUUGGCAAGUACAUCCUCGAGGGCAUGGACGUCGAAGGCGUCACCUACGAGCUGCAAUCAUAUUCGAAGGCGACAAGGCCCCAUAUAGAGCUGCAACCUCCAGCACCACCAUCGGAAUCGAGCUUGGCAUCGAGCAUGGAGUUGCUACUGAAGCCAGCACAUGACGACCGCUCGGAGAAUGGGUCACUGUCUGUCAUAUCCUCCGCGCACGAGAAUGGCUCGCCUUCAGAGCUCUCUUCAUCUUCGAGCUGGAUAGACCAUUCACUUCAAGUCUCCCAGGCGUCUGCAGAACUGGUGUCGCCUAUCUCCAAUUCCAGGUCGAGCAAGUCACCGGACUCGAGACAAGAGGCGGACUUGUCCGAAUCUAUGGUCUCUUCGAGCACGACAUCUGGUUCGAGCGUUGCGCAGGAUAUUCUGUGGUCGCCAGGGAGUGCUAGAUCUGAGAUUGUGAACCCAGUCACUAGAAGCAAGGCAGAUCUAUGGAAGGAGGUCAAAAUACUCACAUUCACCCGGACACUAACCAUCAUCUACUCCAUUACGCUACUAUCUAUCUUCACUCAUAUUCAGCUCAACAUCCUCGGUCGCUUGAAGUACAUUCAGUCUGUCGUACAGGCGGAGCGGGAAGAGCGGCGGCGGGAGCGGGUGCAGCAGGACGUGUCCAUGCUACUAGCCGGUGUGGAAGAGGCGUUGUCAGAGGAAAAUGAGGACGUGGAUGAGGAUGAGGACGAGAUCAUUAGCGAGGAGACGGAGCGCAAGUACCUUACGCUCAGCUGGUGGAUUCUGCAUGUAGGGUGGAAGGACGUGGGCGAGCGGGUCAGGCGAGGUGUCGAAGAGGUCUUUGAGGGGGUGUCACUGAAGACAAAGUUCACGAUUCAGGACUUGUUCCGGCUCGUGAGCGAUGUCCGGCGCAGGGUAGAGUAUGAAGUGACGUUCGAGGGGCGCGAGCGACGUAUAGAUUUCCUUUCAACCCUCCUUCCGCCAACGUCCGAGACCCUCACCCACGUUCUCAUCCAAGGCGGGAUCCCGUCCCGGCUUGCCGGCACCGCCGACCCACACUUCGACGCACUUCUUGCUGAGACACGCAUACACCUACAAUCUGCAUCGUUCCAGCGCGUGCUGGAGGUGUGCCUUGACCGUGCGACGGAGGUGCUCUUCGACGGGCUGCGGAAGCAUGUAUUCCACAGCGCGGCGUCGGAGAGUGGGCUGGACGAGCGCGACGAGGAGAUGCGUGAACGGCUGGCGGCGAUGCUCCCUGGCUUGGCAAGGUGGUGUCAUCUGGCGCUGGAGGGGCUGCCGAAUGAGCUUGUGGAUCAUUUGGCGAAUGUCAGGGAGAUGUCGGCGUUCUCUGCCAUUAUAUACUCGAACUAUGAUGAUCGCUUUCGGUAAUGACACAUACCCUAUUGAUGACUUGCAGUAGCAGAACCAUCGGCAGAUAAACCGCAUGACAUGAUCAAGAGCGGAACAUUGCAUACAGACAGCAGACUGGGCUGGAUCCGAGAUCUGAUGCUUGUCUAACGUACAAGAUCAUAAUCCCUUGCUCUAUACUGAACUUACGUCACUGCGCAUCAGUACGUCAAUAUCAACCGGACGGCCAUUGCUGUUAAGCCCUGCUUGGAUGAAUGCCACAUCCUUCAACGCGCCCUGCGGGUUUCCGAGACCAUUGUCAUCUCCCCGAAUCGCGUUGACGAACCCCUCGAGCUCCUUCGGCACGCCGUCCAUCGUCCGGUCCAAGAUCUCCUCUACCUCGCCAAGGUCACGCCCAUCCUC